GAGGAUUCUUCCCGAGAGUCGGUCCACCAGCAUAGCUGUAUCAGAGAAGGAGAGUGCACCAAGUGCAACUACUGCACUACGAUAGUACUGCUGAAAACGUAGAUGAAGAUCUCACUCUUAGACUAUGUAUACGAGAAGUGUGUGAUGUCAUUUCGGUGUUCAAGCAGAGCUAGAGUUGAGCGGAAAAAUCGAGGAUGUUGAAACAAAGCUUAUUGAGUGUGACCGACACCGAAAUUGACAAGUAAUCAGUCUGUGAAAUCUUCGUCUCCCUCAUCCUCAACUAUCAAAUAACGAUCGCCAGGCCAUCAAAUUGGUUCUUUGCAUGAAGCACCUAAUUUUCUCACAAAAAAAUGUUUUUCCAGAAGCCCGCCCACAUCUCCCUCCUGUAUUACUGUAAGUAAUCCCCGUUUUUGCUUUGUUUUGAAAAAACCGUUAGUUUUACCGUAAAAAAAGGUCCCUAGAUAUCCAUGAGUGAAUUUUCAUUUUCAUCCAAGACGAAAACAUCUGAGGCCGCUUCCUUGCAUGAAAGAUCGCGACGUUGCCCGCUGCCUCACCCACAGAAAUUCCAUCUUCUUAUCGUCACAAGCCUAGUCAUCUGCCAGCUUGGUGAGUCUUUAAUCGCGUCACAGCUCAGCAGAUGAAAUCGUGCACGCUGGCCCUCCUUACUCACACCUGAUUGCUUUGUGCUCAUACUAGUCGCUCCUUAGUACUGCGUUCUUCAUCUUCUGAUUCUGAAUACUACCAUUAUAGCUAGAACAAUGAAGUAGAGGCAGACCUAAGUUUUGGUAGCUUCCUUUGAUUAGUAGAACUUGUGGACAAGAUUUUUAGAGUAUCCCAAGAUUGCUUACUUGUGUGACAAGAUUGUAAUAGAACUUGUGUGCAAGAUUUCGUCUCACAACAGUGUGUGGACAAGAUUAGAGUUUUUUCUUCCCAAGCAUCGGUCGUGCCAGAGGGGAGAUUAGAGUAUCCGAGUUAAUUCUUUCCAGGCACCGGUCGUGCCGGAGGGGGGCGCCGAGUGAGCAUGCGGAUGCUCGAGUGUCGUAUCCUAGAAACAACAAGCUAGGAAUAGGAUGGGGAGCGCUGCUUCGGCGGUGAAGAGUAACCAAGCCGAGGCAACUCGGCACAUAGACGAGGUCACAGAGGCCGCGCAGCUCGCAACUGGUGGCGGCUUGCUCGAACAAGAUCUCUCGUCAAGGGUCGAAGUCAACGUCCGCGUAAGCGGACUCAAGAAAAAAUGCAAUCCAAGGUAAGAUUAUAGCUCCCUCCUCUUCAGUUUCACAUCCGAUCUUUUUCUCAUUUGUCUCGUCAACAAGCUCAACACCUCUACCUCCUCGUCAGAUACCAUCGUCCCGUAGACUCUAGGUACAUCUUCACCCUUUCCACCAUGUAGAAAUGUACCCCCCAUCCCGUAGAGGGGUACAUUUUCUGUCCACAACAGGGCACGAUAGAAGAGGGGUACAUUUUCUGUCCACAACACCAGCACCACCAUGAUCCCUCUCAGAUGUGUCUUCUACACACGGCGUGCGCAGGACAAGGCGUGGACGGAGGUGUUGCGCACGGAGACGCUGAUCAACGUGGAUCAGGGAGCGUUUGUGAGGUCAGGGACCAUAGAAUACAACUUCGAAAUUCAGCAGAAAUGCCGUUUCGAAGUGUAUCAUUGUGGCGACGCAACGUCAGAAAACAUAUCACAAUGGGACUUCUUGGGGAGUGCGGUAUUUUCUUCUAAGAGAACAUAUCAUGAUAUCACAAUGGGACUUCUUGUUCUUGGGGAGUGCAUUAUUUUCUAGGCUGAGGCUUUUUUUAACUUGCAAUUUGCAACUUGCAAAUUCAAAAAUUAGUUCCCGCCCAUUAUUUCCCCUUCACCCCCUUCAUUUUCCAAUUACAUCAAAUACUCUGACUAUUCUCCAGGAAAUCUUCGUUGGCGAGAUGGUGGCGUCUCAGGGAGAUACUUGCGAGAAGGAGAUUUUGCAUCAUGCAAGGAAGAACAAUGGGAUGAUCCAUUUUCAAGCGGAGGAGAUGAAAACGACGAAAUUACAGUGCGCUUUUCAGUUAAGUAGGCCAUCUUCGCUACAGGAGCAUCCAACCAUCGAUCCCCCAUAUCUUUCUAUCAUCCUCGUUUCUUUUAUUUUUUUCUGCCUGAAAUAUAUAGAGGAACAGGUACAGGAAGCCAAGGACAACUCAGUUAUGCUCAUGAGCACUUUACUAGCUCUAAUUCAGAUGUCCGCGAAGAGUUUGCCAGUCAUGGACUUCUUCAGCAGGAGUUCGGAUCCAUAUGUAGUCCUGUAUCGUGGAGCAGUGCCGAAUCUUCGAAUAAGCGAAGAAGAACAGUUCAAACAGAAAGUCCCGGUCUUUAAGCUAUGACAAAACGGCAGCAUGAAUAUCUUAUUUGACGUCUAGUUCUUGUCUAACUUUCUAGUGCUGAUGCUGUUGUUCGCAAUUAUAAUAUAAUUUUUCGUCUCACAACGAACGGUAUCAAUUAGUUAUAUUAACACGGUAAACUCGCUCCUGUGCACAACGGUAAACUCGCCGCCGUCGUUGGCCUUGCCCUACGCUAGACUAGCGCCGCCGGUGGGGUUCUCAAGCGGGCGCCCGAAGGGCGCCCCGCAAUUGGAGACGCCCAGCGUCACGCUGGGCGCAGAAUUCGGCAGAUCUGGCAGAUUUGGGUCGCCCAGCGACCCAGUGUUCCCAGCGUGCCCAGCCCAGCCAUGUUGGGAACCCUUGCAAACUGUUCUAUUAUAAUUUUUCGUCUCACAACGAACGAACAGUGUAGAAGAAAAAGGAAAGGAUCAUAUUGACUCCCGACGUGACAGCACUUCUACUCAAGUCUUCUUUACUCUUCUAAUCUCAACCGAAACGAUAAAGCGAAGUUUGAAUCCGACAUUUGAGACCACUGAAAUGUCCGUGCAGCAGUUGUGUAGAGGCGACGAGUUUAGGGCGAUUAUAGCAGAAGUCUACGAUUGGAACAGGACGCAAGCGGACAAGCUGAUCGGAUCAGCGACGACGUGUUUAGCGGAUUUGAGAUUAUGGAUGCUGGUUUUAUUUUUCGUGGAAUCUUUAGGACCAGGAGCAACUUGGGGCCAUUUUCGUUUUCCCACGAUGUUUGAUAAGUCUGAGCACGACUAGUCUUGUGAUGAGAGGCCAUAACUAGGUACAUGGAAUUCUAUAGCAACUUCUAAUCAGAAGGGCAGGAGAUGAUGGGAAGCCGGUCAUAUUAGCACUGUACGAAAACCUAGAAGGCAUGAGCGCCGUCAGCUCAGCACCUGCGAAAGAGGGACAAGUGGGUGCAAAUAAGGGGAAAAAGAAGAAAAAACCGAGAUGCAUGGGACAACUCAUCGUAAUUAUUUUUGUUUGCAACCGGAUGCGCAGCUUUUUACGAGCAGGCUGAACGAAACCAAUAUCUUCUCCUUGGUCUUUGUUCUUCUUUUUGUCUGCUUUCUUUGUCUUACUCGGAUCAUUCGUGUAACCAACCGGAUCAUGCGGAUCCCUUCUUGCCACUUCAUGUCUUCUUUGUUCAUCGAAUAGGACUCUCUCUCUGACAACCACAGAUCGACAAAAUCAAGCUGACGAAAACCUUCUCCUUCCUCGAUUAUCUCGCCGGAGGCUUGGAGAUGAACUUGAUAGUAGGCAUAGACUGUACCAGGAGUAAUGGGGAUCCGGCGCAGCCUGACAGUUUGCACUUCAUGGCGACCCAGGAAGAGCCAAACGACUACGUCAUGGCCAUUAGAGCAGUGGGGGAAAUCUUGCAGCACUACGAUAGUGAUAAAAAAUAUCCAGUCUAUGGUUUUGGAGCAAAAAUACCACCAGGAUAUACCACGACGAGCAGAUGUUUCGCCUUUAAUGGGGAUUUCUUUGAUCCGGAGGUACAUAGACUUUUGCUUUUUCCACAUCGUGAUGGAUCAUGUUGAUCAUGAUCUGUAGUUUCUAGUUUAUUUAGGAUUGCACUAUACAUCUCAAAAAUCGAUCUGAAUCCAAAUUUCCAUCUUUUAUUUUGAUCAAAUAGGUCGACGGUCUCGACGGCAUAGUCACCGCGUAUCAGAAGACGCUGCCAAUAUUAACCCUCCACGGCCCAACAGAGUUCAGAGAGAUAAUUCGACUAGCGGCGAAUCUCGCAGAGCCAUUUAAGGAUGCUGAGCCAGAGAAUAUGAAGUACUAAACUAGACUAAGAACGCACUCGUUGUCUUUGCUAUUACUAGAGACAACCAGCACAACAAGUUGUAUGUAGUACUGCUACAGUAGAGGUAGACGCACUGAUGAUGAAGUUGUAUGUAACAAGAACCUCUACCAGCCUAUAAUGAUUGUGCGAUUUCAUAUUCAUUCAUCUCUCAAGCUGUUCUACCGACUACCUUCAAUGCUGCAAAAAACAUCCUUACAAGGUACUUCAUCCUUACAAGGUACUUCAUCCUUACAAGGUACUUCAGGUACUUGCUCUACCUUCCAUCCUUACAAGGUACUUCAUCCUCCUCAUCGUAAUUGAUGGUGUGAUCAAAAAAUCCUUUCAAGGUACUUCAUCCUCCUCAUCCUAACUGAUGGCGUGAUCAACGAUAUGCAAGACACCAUAA
Messenger RNA from Amoebophrya sp. A25, 4559 nucleotides. The record is from the annotation of a GenBank genome assembly. Lineage: Eukaryota; Dinophyceae; Syndiniales; Amoebophryaceae.